AUGCUGGACGAGCUCGGCCAGAGUGCAGACGUCCUCCAGGCAGCAGCAGCUGAAUCUUGUUCCCUCCUCCUCCGCAUUCUCUCCGAUCUUUCAUCGCCUGUACGUUCUCUGAAAACGCCGGGUGUGUUUUCCGACUCUUUCCUUCCGUUUUCCGAGUUUUACUGCCGACGUUUUUCUGACUCAGCCUUCACCCUUAUGGCCCGAGGUCCCGGCUCAGACGGCUCGGUGAAGCGACCGCUGAUGUCUGUAGAAAAUCUGGGCCAGUACCGGCUCGUUCCAGAUGUGGAGUACGCGGCCGACAUGAAGGAUCCAGUGGUCCAGCAGCAGAGCUGCUGCCAGCCGGAUUGCUGGGAGGAACUUCUCCACAGUGUUGGAUUCAAUCUGUUCAUCUCCACCUUGAUCGUGGCAAAUGCCAUCGUCAUCGGCUUGGAGACGGACAACGCUGGGGAAGUCUGGGCAGUGAUGGAAAUCGCUUUCCUAUGUAUCUUUGCCAUCGAGCUGCUUCUGCGAAUUCUGGUCUCUGGGCCAGCAAAAUUCUUCGCGUACGCGAAUGAAGACUUCAGCUGGAACCUUUUUGACUUCUGCGUUGUGAUCGCUGGCUUCCUUGAUGUCAUGUUCGACUUCUCGCCAGUGCGGCAUGAGAAGGGAAGCUUCAUGACCUUUCUCCGCAUCAUUCGGUUAUUGAGAGUCAUGCGGAUGAUCCGUCUCUUGCGAUUCUUGCGGGACUUCCAUGUUCUGACAUUCGGCUUUGCAGCAGCUGCUGUAGCCAUCAGAAACGUGUCCCUGCUGAUGCUGGCAGCAAUCUACGUCACCUCGAUUGUGUGCGUGCGGUUGAUCAUCCCGUUCAUGCAGGACAACGAGCACCAGGAGUUUCUGAACGCUCACUUUGGCUCUCUUCGGAAGUCCAUGCUCUCGUUGUUCUUCCUGCUGUCUGAGCCGGACUUGAUGCCCUACUGGGAUGUCUUGGAGUCCGAUGCUCUUUUUUCUGCCUUUCUCAUUGCCUUUGUCGUCUUCGUGAGCUUUGGCAUCGUGGGUCUACUAACUGGCCUCGUUUGUGAGAGUAUGUUCGACAAGAACGAUGCGAAGAUUGAGCAGGAGCGUGCAGAGGCUGAAGAGAAGCGCCAGAGGAUCAUUAAAGGCUGCGAGGGAAUCUUCGAGACCAUCGCAAGCUCGCAAGGUCAUGCUUCGAUCGAAGACAUCAUGCAAAUCCUUCCUGCGCUUGACGAACUCUGCGUCGAAGAGAAUGUGCCCUUCGCUCGAGAGGAUCUCGUGAACACAGUGAACUGCAUGGACACCGAUGGCAGCGGUUCCAUCGACAAGAAGGAAUUCUGCCAGAGUAUUGUGCACUUGGCAGAGGGCUUACGGCCCAUAUCGAUCGUGGAGUUGCACUACAUCACGGCACAGACCAAGGUGAAAGUAGACAGGUGCGAAAGUCUUCUUGCUGGCAUCGCGCAGCACUUCGAGCUGGACAUGCAGGCCUCUUCCAAGUCAUCGCCGAGCUUGCAGGUUCUGCGCCCCGCCGGCCGAUCCCGAACCGGGCCGAAGGAACGUGUUUCGCCACUUUCGCCCUCCAAAUUUAACAGCAAUCCCACACGGGAGCGAGUGCAGCGGCAGCUUUCGGAGACCGACCUUGCCCAUGUUGGCUCCGAGACGCCGUGGACGAGUGUCGCCAAGGAACUCGCAGACAUCAGAGACACGAUGUUGAAGGAACUGCAGUCAUCGAAGGCGAUGGUGUCAGAGGCCAUUCGAAGCGAUGGAGACAUGGAGCGCAGUCUCCGCGAGGUCGAAACCGUCCAACGAGAGAUGUCUUCUCAACUCCAGCUUCAGCUGAACACGGUGGUGGAGGCAACUCGCCAGGUUCACACAGGCAUACUGCGUGAAGUUGCGUCCAUGCAGUCCUGUGUGUCAACGACCUUACAAUCCUUGGCACAGCAGAAUGCUGCCCAUGUCGAAAGCUUGACGCGGUGCCAGUAUCCCGCGCCAGACCUUUGCAACGCGAGACAAAGUUCUCACGUACACCAGGAGCUUGACACUUGGAAGCAUUCUUUCUUUGCUGAGCUGGAGGCGAUGCAUCUGAGCCUGGCGCCAACAGCGCAGCCGUGGAAGACAGCAAGCAAGACCUUCCGACAGCAUGCCAAUGUGCCGGAUGUCCUGGACAAUACAUUGUCUCCUGCAAAUGGAACCCUUUCAACAGCCAGGGAAGCUGCCGAGAGGAUAGCAGCUGCUGCUCUUCGCCACAGUGCCAGUCAGCGCAGCGAGGUGCGCCUGGCAGAGCGGUCCACGCCCACCUCUGCCUCCUCGUGGCCGCCGUCCCCAGAUGUGUCUGAUGCCACCAGGCAGUCUCCCAACGAACCGGGCAUUUUUGCUGAGCAUUCGCAGAGCAUCCGCAGAGCCCUGGAGGCGCUGGAAGGAGCCGUGUGUACCGUUUCUGGCGGGGAUGGUUCCAUUCCCGCCGUGCUGGCAGAAUUCCAAAGGAAGUUUCUGCAUCAAAAGGUGCACUCAGCACGCGAGAGCUUUCUGCAAGAAGACCCAGUUCAUGCUGGUCACAAGUCUUCAAACAUGAUGAGGCUGAUGCUGAAGCACCCGAAAUUUGCGGACAUCUUGUGCAGUACUGCGCGAGGCCUGGCUGAGAACUUCGCUGAGCGAGAGCUCCGGCCACUGCUUCAUGCCGACCUCUCGCGUCCUUCUCCAAUGCCCCUGGCACUAGCAGGUCGGGCCUUGAAGCCCGAUUCCGAGGUCACCGACUCUUUGAAGGCUUUCUGGCGAAGCUUUGUUGAGGUGGAGACCAAGAAUCGGAUGCUGCGCUUGUUGGCAUUCAUGUACCAUCAUUUGCGGGAUCCAGCGGAGCCUGGCCAAGGUGCGGAAGGCAGUAUCUGCCAGGACGACAUAGAUGAGAUCUGCGGGUUGCUGGCAGGGCAUUUGCCGGUAGGGCACCACGAGGUCUUAGCGCUUGGCAUCGAGGUUUUCUUGUCGCUGAGAGCUGUUCACGCAAAGGAUGAGGCGGCAACGACCAGGACGGCAAUUCAGCCAGAGUGCCUUUACCUGCUUCGCCUCGUACAACUCUUGCGACUACGUGAGCCGCGGCUGCCAGAGUUCGUAGUUGAUCUCGAGGCUGCCUUGGAAUCAUUGACCAGCCAGCCCGAAGUUCACGCCGGAGUCAUACGCUUCUAUGCGGUGCCCUUGCGCAGAUCCAUUCUCCAGCAGUAUCCAAGGAGCAGUGCGGCGGAGCUUGUCCAGAGCUUGGCGAAGCUAUUGAGGGACUGGGAGCUGACCGAGACCCAGGCACAUCGAGAAGCAUUGCUGACAUUUGCAUUUACCCAGCUUUGCUUCUACAGCCCUGCACAUGUGGCAUUGGAGGCGUCGAAGGAUGCCUUUUCAACGAGGCUUGGGAUUGACUUGGCACGGCUUCAAGCCUUGCAGGACAUCUUGCCGCCGAAGCUGGAUGAGGUCGCGCAAGAGUGGCCCCAUUGCCGGCUCUCCGUGCACAGCGAGGUCUUGCUGCUGGAAGCCACGCUCGAGAGCCAGGUCUUCUGCCUCCUUCGCUUGGGUGGCUCAUGGAUGCUGUGGGCAAAUUCGCUGGAUGCAGCUGUUCUGACGGACGGCGGCCAAGUCCGAGCAUAUUUCGGCAUUACCUGA
Molecule: messenger RNA, 3636 nt
Organism: Symbiodinium natans
Lineage: Eukaryota; Dinophyceae; Suessiales; Symbiodiniaceae
Source: the annotation of a GenBank genome assembly